AUGUCCCAAAAUAAUCAUUCAAAUACCAAGAGAGGAAUCCAACAACAAGUUCGAUUCCCUAAAAAUAAUAAUCCACGUUCUCAUAAAGUUCAUUUGCCUACUGAUGAUAUGGACCUUAAAGUAACUUCCCCAUCAUUAUCUUCCUCUUCUUCUUCAGAUGAUAACGAAGAAGAAGAAGAUGAUGAUGAUGACGAUGAUGAUGGAGUCUUGCAAAUCAAUCCAACCCAAUCCUUAGGCGCACAAACUGCCCAACAAGUCCAUCGCAAAAACUCUGCAACAACUGCAACAACUAAUCGUCAACCUUUCUUACCUAUACCUCUUGCACCUUCUGCUUUCCUUCAAGCACCUCCUGCUACAUCAUUAUCCUCCUCCUCCUCCUCAUACACAGACAUAACCAAUAUUCCUACAGUUCCUGUUCGUGCACAUAGUCCAUUGGCAUCAACAGUUACAACUCCUACAUCACCUCCACCUGUAUUUGGUGCACGCUGGCGAGUUCAUUCAGGAUUAACACCACCCAGACUUACACCACAACAAUCAAUGCUUGGGAUACCGGAAUGGGUAACAGCAGCUGGAACUCACGAUAAUGGAACAGUCAUGACAACGUGGUCAGGAACAGGUACAGGAUUUACGAGUCGAAGUAAUAGCUACAAUAGUUUGGCUGAACAACAUUUGCGAGGGAUUGGUGGAAUUGCAAGUAGUGUGGGCAGUAAUAGUAGUGGUGCUGGGACUCAUGCUCUUGGAUCGCCAUUGUUACAGGCUAACAAUGGUCCGGAGGGGUUUAGUAUGGGUGAAGGUGGGAAAAAAGAAAUAGGAGAAAAAGAAGAAGAAAAAGAAAAAGAAAAAGAAGAAAGAGAACAUCCGGGAGGGUAUCCUGGGCGAGCACAGUGGGUUGGGGUUGGUGGGUGGAUGCGCAGACUUGGACGACGGGUUGGUGGUAAAAGUGGUGAGUUUGUGGAAGACUUAGAGCUUGGGACGAGUGAUCAUAGUGGGUACAAGAAUGAUGGUGAUGGUGGUGGUUGUUCAGGGAUUGAAUUACGAGAGUUAGACAGUGCGUUACACCGUUUAGCAGUUGAGGCUAGUGGAGGAGGAGGAGGAGGAGGAGGAGGACAAGAAAUGGUGGCUACUCGGAGGCUGGGCACCACCAUUAACAACAACAACAACAGUAAUAACAACAAUAGUUUUACAAAAGAAGAGUCAGAGGUCAAGGGAAAGGAAAGGGAAAAGGAAAAGGAAAAGGAAAAGGAAAAGGAAAAGGAAAAGGAAAAGGAAAAGGAAAAGGAAAAGGAAAAGGAAAAGGAAAAGGAAAAGGAAAAAACCGCGGACAGUGGAGGGUUUGUUGAUCCCGAAGAAACUGCGCGCGAUUUGGUGCGCGUACAUUCUCGAGGAGGAGGAAGAGGAGGAGGAGGAGGAGGAGGAGAUGGAGUUAUCCAUGGCCAAGUAGGAUCGGCAAAGUCUGGGCAGCAGCAAGCAAACCAAAAUAUCGGGAGUGGCAACUACGGAUUUCCCAGUAGGUUGAGUGAAACAAUGCGCGCGCCACCGGGGGCAACCAGCUCAGGUGGUGGUGUGGGUAGUGGCGGGACUUUUGGCAAUGAUGGAAAUGGCAGUGGUUACGUAGCAGUCGGUAACGUUAUUAGCAGUAGUAGUAGUAGUAGUAGUAGUAGUGCUGGGGGGAAUUUAGUGAUGGCAAACUUGCAUGGAAAUUCCACAGUGCCUACAAUAAAUACACACUCAGGUACUGGGCCAACAACAACAACAACAACAACAGCAACAGCAACAGCAACACCAGCAAGAUUCAGCUCAUUUGGAUUGGCCGGCGAUGAUCGGCUUUUAAAUGAUGAAGAAAAUGAUGAUCGGCCACUCGGAGUUUUGGGCACAUUACUACAGUUAUACAAUCAAACAUCUACCAUUGAUUUAGCCAGUGAAUCAUCAUCAUCUCAUACACCGAUCUUAGGAAAUUCAACUCCAGCAGGCUCAACAUCAUCACUGGUGGAACUUGCUUCUGGAGCCAUGCGACGAGCACGCAAGGCUCGGUUACAGAAAAGACAAGCACACGCUGCACGAACUGCAGUUGCCGCACGUAUUUCAGAUGAACUUCAACGACAACGGUUUGUAGUGUUACUUGCACGAGCUUUGUUAGAUUAUGGAGCACCAACACACCGGUUAGAAGAAGUGGUGGCAGCAGCAUCUCGUGCAGUAUCAGUGGAAGGUCAAUAUUUGUAUGUACCUGGAUGCCUAAUAGCUUCAUUUGGUGAUCGAUCAACACAUACAUCUAAUAUGGUGCUGGUUAGGCCAGGAACUGGAGGAAUCAAUUUGAGUAAACUAGAAGCUGCACAUCGAGUAUAUCGUGGAGUUGUUCGUGCACAGGUAGGAGCAGGGUCUGGAUGUCGAUUACUUGAGAGACUUUCAGUAGCACCUGUAUUAUAUCCUCGGUGGGUGCUAGUUUUAUUAUUUUGUAUAUCAUCUGCAGUUGUUGGUCCGUUUGGGUUUGGUGGUGGAUGGAUUGAUAUGCCUAUUAGUUUUAUUCUUGGAGGAGUUGUUGGGUUGUUGCAAGUAUGUGUUGCACCAAGGUCUGGGCUUUAUUCAAGUGUUUUUGAGGUAACUGCAUGUGUUGUUGUUAGUUUCCUUGCACGUGCAAUUGGGUCUAUUCGUGGCUCAAGUAUUUUCUGUUUUGCAGCCAUUGUACAAAGUUCUUUGGCUUUAAUUCUUCCUGGGUAUAUUAUUGUGUGUGGUGCAUUGGAGCUACAAUCACGUAGUCUUGUUGCAGGAGCAGCACGUAUGUUGCAAGCAUUAGUAUAUGCAUUAUUAAUGGGGUUUGGAAUUUCACUUGGGUCUGCAGCUUAUGGGUGGAUGGAUAAGAGUGCUACAUCUGCCACAGUAUGUGAGGAUGGUCAUGGUACUGCAGAUGCUUGGCGUGGGUUAUUUGUUCCAUUAUUUAGUGCUGGGUUAGCAUUAGUAAAUCAAGCAUCUAUACGUCAAAUUCCUAUGAUGGUAUUGAUAUCUAGUGCUGGGUAUGCAGCAUCAUAUUUUAGUAGUCAAGCACUUAAUGGUAGUAAUGGGACUACACGGGAAGUAAGUGCGGCAGCUGGAGCAUUUGUGAUUGGGGUAUUGGGGAAUAUUUAUGGUAGAAUAUUUUCAGGACAAGCAGGGAUUGGGUUUACAGCAGCAUUACCAGGGAUUUUAGUUCAAGUUCCUUCUGGAAUAGCAAUUCAGGGGAGUUUUCUUUCAGGAGUAAUUGGGGCAGAUUCGAUUGUUAAUAAGAGUGGAAGUAGUAAUGAAGAAUCUGGGAAUUCAUUAAGUGCAGGAGUUGCAAUGGUUGAAGUAAGUUUAGGAAUUUCAGUUGGACUUUUUGUAGCCGCUCUUGUUGUUUAUCCACUGGGUGGAAGGAAAACUUCAGUAGGGUUAUUUACAUUUUGA
This is a messenger RNA of Magnusiomyces paraingens, 3414 nucleotides long. RefSeq lists its product as uncharacterized. The transcript has a single exon. The record is from RefSeq and is a predicted model, not a curated record. Gene Ontology annotation, biological process: transmembrane transport. Gene Ontology annotation, molecular function: transmembrane transporter activity. The coding region runs from base 1 to 3414 and encodes 1137 amino acids. Lineage: Eukaryota; Fungi; Ascomycota; Dipodascomycetes; Dipodascales; Dipodascaceae.